AUGGAUGCGCAACAACUCCACGUCGCUGGUAUUUCCGAGAGCGCCGACCAGCUGGAGUUGGACCAGGCGCAGACCAUGGAUUUACCUACGCCCACCCAGCACGGAAUACCCGCCGGGCCGGACGAGACCACGAUCGCAAAUGGCUACAGCAGCGACUCACGCGCCCACUACUCUUCCCACGACUUCCACUCCCCCACUCGAGAUUAUCACUCUCAAGAUGGCGAAGCCCCCAGAUCGAGUCACCCGUCACAACUGCCUUCCUCCUCGCGACCUAGCUCCGGCCUUUCCAACCACCCCGACCGCCUCGUAUCGCAACCCUUACAGGAUGUCAGCCAAAAGCAAACAUCGUCGCAAGCGAAGAAUAGCGUGGUGAUCAAGGUGGGUAUGGUCGGAGACGCUCAGAUUGGAAAGACGAGCCUCAUGGUGAAAUACGUGGAGGGCAGCUGGGAUGAGGAUUACAUUCAGACUUUGGGCGUCAACUUCAUGGAGAAGACCAUCUCGAUCCGGAACACGGAAAUUACAUUCUCGAUCUGGGAUCUUGGUGGCCAGCGCGAGUUCGUGAACAUGCUCCCCCUCGUCUGUAACGACGCAGUGGCCAUCCUGUUCAUGUUUGACCUCACGCGCAAGAGUACACUCAACUCGAUCAAGGAGUGGUAUCGUCAGGGCCGUGGCUUCAACAAGACUGCCAUUCCCUUCCUGAUCGGCACCAAAUAUGAUCACUUUGUCAACUUUCCCCGGGAAGACCAGGAAGAGAUUUCGAUUCAGGCCAAGCGCUUCGCCAAAGCAAUGAAAGCUAGCUUGAUCUUCAGCAGCACCAGUCAUAGCAUCAAUGUCCAGAAGAUUUUCAAGAUCGUCCUCGCCAAAGCUUUCGACCUCAAAUGUACUAUCCCAGAAAUUGAAAACAUCGGCGAGCCUUUGUUGCUCUAUAAGAACGUCUGA
Molecule: messenger RNA, 939 nt
Organism: Aspergillus homomorphus CBS 101889
Lineage: Eukaryota; Fungi; Ascomycota; Eurotiomycetes; Eurotiales; Aspergillaceae
Product: Spg1/Tem1 GTP-binding protein
Exons: 4
Coding region: 1-939 (312 amino acids)
Biological process (GO): regulation of exit from mitosis
Cellular component (GO): spindle pole body
Molecular function (GO): GTP binding; GTPase activity
Source: RefSeq, a predicted model, not a curated record